AUGGGCGAUUACGAGUAUUGGGCUGAUGAGUACGUCGAUGGACAGACUAGCUACACGAUCCGACCGGCGACCAGAGUUGUCAGAAUGUCGAUGCCGCGCGAUAUGAUGCUCGCUGCUUCAUCUCAAUCGCCGACACCUUCAACAUAUGUGAUCCGAUCUUCGGACAAGUCGUCAUCGUCUUCUUCGACACCUAAUGAGGCGAUUUGUGCUGUAUGUGGAGACGGACAUGCAAAACUGCAUUAUGGUGUCCUCGCAUGUUACGGAUGCAAAGGAUUCUUCAGAAGGACGUUGACUGGCAAAUAUCGAUAUGCUUGUCGGUUCGGAAACAAUUGCAUUGUGGACAAAUUCCAAAGGAACAGUUGCCGAUUUUGUCGGUUUCAACGUUGUAUAGAAGUCGGAAUGGACCCGAAAGCAGUGAGACCGGAUCGCGAUCUGACGGGUAAACAGAAGGUGCCGCGAAUAAAGAAGAAGCAAAUUGAUGAAGAGCUUCUGAACCAUAUGAUGAGAUUACAAGGCGAUGACUGGUCGCGAAAACUUCCUGUUGAGACUCGAAUUCUUCUUAUGCAGUUGGUUAGUAUAGAAGAUAAAGUGUCGAAAGGGGAUAAUAAUAUGAGUGCGCAAAAUACUGCGAAAGAUCCGAAGAAUGUCACGUUACGGGAAAUGUUCGAAUCGAAACCAAUGAUGGAUGGAAGGCGGAUGGAGAUGAGAUAUGAGCCAUUCCGAAUGGUUCGAGUCGGAGAACUAAGUGUUAUUGCGCAUCGUCGUGCUAUUGCGGCUGUUGAUUGGGUCGACAGUUUAUGUGAGCUCACUGAGCCAAUCGAAACCGAAGACAAAGUUGCGCUCGUUAAAUCGUGCUACUCUCCGCUCGCGAUUUUCACGAUUGCCGCUCGAACCGCGGAGAACACAAAGAACCCGGAUAUCUUGUGCCUUUGCAGCCAUUCAUACGUGCCACGACGAUUACCGCCAGAGUUCAAUGAAACCAAUCAUUUGUCGAAUGUUUUGAUUGAUCGCACAUUGAAUGAACUUGUCGCGCCGCUGAGAAAACUAAACCUGAAGGAAGAAGAAAUUGUUCCACUAAAAGCAAUUAUAAUUCUCAAUCCAAACGCGAAAGGAAUUUCUGAUCAUGCUCGAGCGGCAAUUACCGAGCUGCGCGACAAAGUGCAGGAUAUGCUGUUCCAGAUUGUCAAGGAGCUUCAUCCAAUUUAUUCGGCGAGCAGCCGAUUCGGAAAUCUUUUGCUUCUUCUACCAACCAUAACUACUCUUUCGGGAUUGAUGUCAGAGAACAUGCUGUUCUGUCAUACUCUUGGAGGAAGACAGGCAGGAGAUACAUUGCUUUCGGAGAUGUUCGGUGAUCCGAACUUUGACGAAGCGAUCAGUAGCAGCAUCAGUCCUCCAUUAUUCGAAAAUCCGGCGGAAAUUAGCUUGGAAGCAAUCUCGCCUCCAUUAAUGGAUAUGAUGGGUGGCAGCAGUAGCUUCCGCAGAGGAAACAACAUAAAGAAGAUUGAUGUUUCGACUCAGACUACUGAGGAGACAAGUGUCAGCUAUAGCUCACAUAAUUAUAUGGCUCAUUCGAAUUCAUCAAACUCUCUUAUCAAUGCGGGAUAUUCACCGCCAGUGAUCUCUUCACCAUUCCCUUCACUUCUCGAUGAUAAUGACACUACUUUCACAAAUGACAUUAGCCUGUCUGAUUUAGGAAAUUGUGACGAUUUCCUUUCGCUAAUUCAGUAA
Messenger RNA from Caenorhabditis bovis, 1728 nucleotides. The record is from the annotation of a GenBank genome assembly. Lineage: Eukaryota; Metazoa; Nematoda; Chromadorea; Rhabditida; Rhabditidae.